AUGCGAAAGAGCAUCUCUCUUGCAAGUUCAGCUCGAUCUUCCUCUCUAGCUUCUUGUAUAUCCAAGAUUGGAGUUAGGUAUUUGGAGACUCAGGCCGCAUCUUCUCGUAACAGUGACGGAGAUGAGGAAUAUGCCGAUAAUAUUGAUUGGAAUAAUCUUGGUUUCGGUCUAUUGCCAACUGAUUAUAUGUAUGUCAUCAAGUGCGGCAGAGAUGACGAGUUCAAACAAGGGCAGCUUAGUCGAUAUGGGAACAUUGAAUUGAGCCCUUCUGCUGGUGUCUUGAAUUAUGGUCAGGGACUGUUUGAAGGUACAAAAGCAUAUCGAAGGGAAGAUGAGCGCCUCUUUUUAUUCCGUCCGCAACAGAAUGCGAUUCGAAUGCAGAUUGGUGCUGAGAGAAUGUGCAUGCCAUCCCCUUCAACUCAACUAUUUGUUGAUGCUGUAAAGCAGACUGUACUCGCCAACAGGCGCUGGAUUCCUCCUCCAGGUAAAGGGUCUCUUUAUGUUCGGCCUAUACUCUUUGGAAGUGGACCUAUACUGGGUUUGGCCCCUGCUUCUGAAUACACAUUCCUCGUGUUUGCAUCCCCAGUUGGGAACUAUUUUAAGGAGGGUACAGCACCCCUGAACCUAUAUGUUGAGGAUGAAUUUCAUCGUUCAGCGCGAGGUGGGGCUGGAGGUGUCAAAAGCAUUACAAAUUAUGCUCCGGUUUUGAAAUCAUUAAGCAAAGCAAGGAACAGAGGGUUCUCCGAUGUCUUAUACCUUGAUUCGGUGAAUAAGAGAUAUAUUGAAGAAGUCUCUUCUUGUAAUGUCUUCAUUUUGAAGGGAAAUGUUCUUUCUACGCCGGCGACCAAUGGAACUAUUCUCAAAGGAAUCACACGUAAUAGCAUCAUAGAAAUUGCACCUGAUCUUGGUUACCAGGUUGAAGAACGCCCUAUUCCAGUGGAAGAAUUACUUGAUGCUGACGAAGUUUUCUGCACAGGAACUGCUGUUGGUGUUGCUCCAGCAGGAAGUAUCACAUACAAGGGUAACAGGAUUGAGUAUAAGAUGAGCAAUCAACUUGUGUGUCUUCAACUGUAUUCAAGACUAAUGGGCAUCCAAAGAGGCAGUAUUCAGGACGAGAGAGGAUGGAUCAUUGAGAUUGAUUGA
Fraxinus pennsylvanica is the source of this 1143-nucleotide messenger RNA. NCBI's taxonomy places the organism in Eukaryota, Viridiplantae, Streptophyta, Magnoliopsida, Lamiales, Oleaceae. The record is from the annotation of a GenBank genome assembly.